Molecule: messenger RNA, 1926 nt
Organism: Rhodamnia argentea
Lineage: Eukaryota; Viridiplantae; Streptophyta; Magnoliopsida; Myrtales; Myrtaceae
Exons: 5
Coding region: 1-1926 (641 amino acids)
Molecular function (GO): nucleic acid binding; RNA-DNA hybrid ribonuclease activity
Source: RefSeq, a predicted model, not a curated record
AUGCCGGGAUUGGAUCCAGAUAUCAUGCAACAUGCACUACCGACUAACCCGGAUAUACCGCCGAAGAAACAACGGUUGAGAAGGACAAAGCCUGAAUUGUCUAAAAAUAUUGAAGAUGAAGUAAUGAAGCUCCCGAAAGUCGAUUUCAUUGAAGUCACUCAUUACCCGAAUUGGAUAGCGAAUAUCGUCCCGGUGAUGAAGAAAGACGGGAGAGUCGGGGUGUGCGUUGAUUACCGUGAUCCGAAUAAGGCCAGCCCCAAAGAUGACUUCCCGCUUCCGCAUAUUGACGUGCUAGUUGACAAGACGGCUGGGUUUGAGCUUUUCUCCUUCAUGGAUGGUUUUUCAGUAUACGUCGAUGACAUGAUCGCGAAGUCAAGAUCAGGCGAAGACCAUGUUGCGAUUCUCCGCAAGCUAUUUGAGCGCCUACGUAAAUACCAGCCACGUCUCAAUCCCGUAAAGUGCAUAUUUGGGGUAAAGUCUGGGAAAUUAUUGGGCUUCAUGGUUAGUAGUAGGGGCAUCGAGAUUGAUCCGUCCAAGACCGCUUUCUUGAAGAUUCAGCAUUAUCCGACCCAUCCCCCUGUUCCGGUUCCACCUGUUCCCGGCAUGCCUCUAAUCUUUUAUCCGACCAUCCACAAGGAGUCCUUGGGAGCUGUAUUGGUGCAGAAAAGACCAUCGGAUGGAAACGAAUGUGCGAUAUACUAUCUUAGCAAGAAAUUCUCUGAUUCCGAAGCCAAUUACUUGGAAGUCGAGAAGACUUGCGUAGCUUUGAUUUGGAGCAUGACACAGAAGUCGGUGAAAGGUCGAGCAAAAGCAGACAUGUUAGCAGAGAAUGCUGCGGGACCGCAGGCUGGAGAUGAGAUAAACCCUCUUGAUGACCGUGUUUUACUGGUUGCUACGGAAAAGUGGAGCAUGUACUUCGACGGAGCCGUUAACUUAUCCGGAUCUGGCACAGGGGCGGUCCUUAUCUCUCCGGAUGGCCAACACUACCCAAGAGCCGCCAAGUUAUUGUUUCCGUGCACUAAUAACAUCACUAAAUACGAGGCCUGCAUUCUCGGGCUACUGGCUUCUGUAGAGAUGGAAAUUCGGAGAUUGCAAGUUUAUGGCGACUUUGCCCUCAUUAUCCUUCGGACGGAAGGUAAGUGGAAGACUCGUGACCCAAAGUUGAUCCCAUAUCACGAGUUUCUGGAAGAUAUAAUCGAAGAGUUCGAUGAGAUAGCGUUCGAGUAUCUUCCUAGAGCCCAGAACCGGUUCGUAGACGCGUUAGCCACCUUAUCCUCAAUGUUCCAAGUGACUGCAAGUUCGGACAUCGAGCCAUUGAGAAUCAAAAUCUUGAAGCAUUCCGCUUACUCCAUGCUAAUAGAAGAAGAGGCGGAUGGAGAGCCCCGGUAUCAAGAUAUUAAGGUUUACCUGCAGACCGGAGAGUUUCCUAAAGGUAGUGAAGCGGUUGCACUGAAAUAUCUAAUGAAACUAUCUUCAAAGUUUUUCCUCAGCGGCGAUACGUUGUACAAGAGGUCAUAUGACUCCGUUCUCCUAAGUGCUACCGGUGGAAACAGAGAUUCCAUCACUCGAGAUUCAUCACGAUUGAAACUACUCGAAGUAGAGUGGAUUCAACAGAGAUAUGAACAGUUGAAUAUGAUCGACGAGAAAAGAUUGCGGGCUAUCUAUCAUGGUCAGGUGUUACCGAAGCGUGUGGCAAAGUCGUUCAACCGUAAAGUUCGUCCCCAGCUUUUCGAGAUCGGUGACUUGGUGCUGAAGAAGAGAUUGACAUUUAUACCGCACUGCGGCGGCAAGUUCACACCAAACUAUGAAGGGCCAUAUCUGAUCAAGAAAGUCCUCCCUGUUGGCGCGUUGAUUUUAGCCGAGAUGGACGGCCAAGUCCGGUCGAGUCCCGUAAAUGCUGAUAUGGUGAAGAAGUAUUUUCCAUGA